This is a messenger RNA of Artibeus jamaicensis (Jamaican fruit-eating bat), 4876 nucleotides long. It is a transcript of the gene VAV3, whose product is annotated as vav guanine nucleotide exchange factor 3. The transcript has 27 exons. Lineage: Eukaryota; Metazoa; Chordata; Mammalia; Chiroptera; Phyllostomidae. Gene Ontology annotation, molecular function: protein binding; guanyl-nucleotide exchange factor activity. Gene Ontology annotation, biological process: cell migration; regulation of GTPase activity; intracellular signal transduction. Bases 252 to 2834 code for a protein of 860 amino acids. The record is from RefSeq and is a predicted model, not a curated record. Gene Ontology annotation, cellular component: cytoplasm; plasma membrane.
CGAGUCGGAAGCCAGUGCGCGGCCCCCGAGCCGGCCCGGGCGCUCGGAGAGCGCGCGGAACUCGCUGCGGCGGAGGCCGAGCGGCGGCGGGCGCCGGGCGGGGAGCGAGCCGAGCCUUGAGCGGGGCUCCGGAUCCCCGGGCCGCGGCGCCGGCUCCCUCGCACCCUCGCCGGCCAGGGGUCGGCUGCGGCUCGCGUCGGUGGCGUCCUCGCCGCCUGCCCCGGCCGGGCCCCGUCCCGGAACCGUCGGGCAUGGAGCCGUGGAGACAGUGCGCCCAGUGGCUCAUCCACUGCAAGGUGCUGCCCGCCAACCACCGGGUGACCUGGGACUCGGCGCAGGUGUUCGACCUGGCGCAGACCCUCCGCGAUGGAGUCCUUCUCUGCCAGCUGCUUAACAACCUCCGGGCGCGCUCCAUCAACCUGAAGGAGAUCAACCUGAGGCCGCAGAUGUCCCAGUUCCUCUGUUUGAAGAACAUACGGACGUUUCUGGUGGCCUGUUGCGAGACCUUUGGAAUGAGAAAGAGCGAACUGUUCGAGGCGUUCGACCUGUUUGAUGUUCGUGACUUUGGAAAGGUGAUAGAAACAUUAUCUCGACUUUCUCGAACACCGAUAGCGUUGGCCACAGGGAUCAGGCCGUUCCCGACGGAGGAAAUCGUCAGUGAUGAGGACGUCUACAAAGCCCUGCCUGACUUAAUCGACGAAACCCACGUGGAGGACGAAGAAGGUUUCUACGACUGCGUGUACGGGGAGGAUGAGGGCGGCGAGGUCUACGAGGACUUGAUGAAGGCGGAGGAGGCGCAGCAGCCCGUAGGACUCUCACUUGCCUUGCUGUCUAAGUUACUUUGGAAAUCUCUAGAAAAUGACAUACGGAGUUGCUGCCUAACAGAAAUUAAGCAGACAGAAGAAAAAUACACAGAAACAUUGGAGUCCAUAGAAAAAUAUUUCAUGGCCCCACUGAAACGGUUUCUGACGACCGCAGAAUUUGAUUCUGUCUUCAUCAACAUUCCUGAACUUGUAAAAGUUCAUCGGAACUUAAUGCAAGAAAUUAAUGAUUCCAUUGUAAAUAAAAACGACCAGAAUUUGUAUCAAAUUUUCAUUAACUACAAGGAAAGGCUGGUUAUUUACGGGCAGUACUGCAGCGCAGUGGAGUCGGCCAUCUCGAGUCUGGACAACAUCGCGAAGACGAAGGAAGACGUGAAGCUGAAACUGGAGGAAUGUUCCAAGCGAGCCAAUAAUGGGAAAUUCACUCUUCGAGAUUUGCUCGUGGUCCCGAUGCAACGUGUCUUAAAGUAUCACCUUCUCCUGCAGGAACUGGUCAAGCACACCACCGACCCCGUGGAGAAGGCGAAUCUGAAACUGGCCCUCGAUGCUAUGAAGGACUUGGCACAAUACGUGAACGAAGUGAAGAGAGAUAAUGAGACCCUUCGUGAAAUUAAGCAGUUUCAGCUCUCUAUAGAAAAUCUGAACCAACCAGUUCUGGUUUUCGGACGGCCGCAGGGAGAUGGGGAGAUUCGGAUCACCACCUUAGACAAGCACGCCAAACAGGAGAGGCACAUCUUCCUGUUUGACUUGGCCGUGAUCGUCUGCAAAAGGAAAGGCGAUAACUAUGAGAUGAAGGAAAUAAUAGACCUCCAGCAGUACAAAAUCGCCAACAACCCCACGACCGAUAAAGAGAACAAGAAGUGGUCUUAUGGCUUCUACCUCAUCCAUACCCAAGGACAAAAUGGGUUAGAAUUUUAUUGCAAAACAAAAGAUUUAAAGAAAAAAUGGCUGGAACAGUUUGAAAUGGCUUUGUCUAACAUCCGGCCAGACCACGCCGACUCCAACUGCCAUGAGUUUAAGAUGCACACCUUCACCCGGGUGACCUCCUGCAAGGCCUGCCACAUGCUCCUCAGGGGCACAUUUUAUCAAGGCUACCAGUGUGUCAAGUGUGGCGCGAGAGCACACAAAGAAUGUCUGGGCAGAGUAGACAGCUGUGGCAGAGUUAAUUCUGCUGAACCAGGGAUGCUCAAAGCACCGGAGAAACGGACAAAUGGACUGCGGAGAGGCUCCAGACAGGUGGAUCCAGGUUUACCAAAGAUGCAGGUCAUCAGGAACUACGUUGGGACGCCGCCUCCCGCACUUCACGAAGGGCCCCCGCUGCACAUCCAGGCCGGGGACACAGUUGAACUUCUGAGGGGAGACGCACACAGUCUGUUCUGGCAGGGUAGAAACUUAGCAUCUGGAGAGGUCGGGUUCUUUCCGAGUGAUGCCGUCAAGCCUUGCCCAUGUGUGCCCAAACCAGUAGAUUAUUCUUGCCAGCCAUGGUAUGCCGGUGCUAUGGAGAGAUUGCAGGCGGAGACCGAACUUAUUAACAGGGUCAACAGUACUUACCUGGUGAGGCACCGGACCAAAGAGUCAGGAGAAUAUGCAAUUAGCAUUAAGUACAAUAAUGAAGCAAAGCACAUCAAGAUUGUAGCCAGAGAUGGCUUAUUUCACAUUGCAGAAAAUAGAAAAUUUAAAAGUUUAAUGGAGCUUGUGGAGUAUUACAAGCAUCAUUCCCUCAAAGAAGGGUUCCGAACCUUAGACACCACUCUCCAGUUUCCGUACAAGGAGCCAGAACAUUCAGCUGGACAGAGAGGCACCAGGGCAGGCAACAGCUUGCUGAGUCCGAAAGUGCUGGGCAUCGCCGUGGCGCGCUACGACUUCUGUGCUCGGGACAUGCGCGAGCUGUCCUUGCUGAAAGGGGACGUGGUGAAGAUCUACACGAAGAUGAGUGGGAACGGCUGGUGGAGAGGGGAAGUGAAUGGCAAGGUGGGCUGGUUCCCAUCCACAUAUGUGGAAAUGGACGAGUAGACGCUAGUCCCGUGUGGCACCUGGCACCAGAAACCCAGGGAAGGGGCCAGCCGCCAAAGCUGGCGCGGCGCGGCGACGGAGCCCAAGUGUUUCAGAAGCUGCCUUUCUGGCUAUUCCACAUCCUCCCUUCUAAGUCUUAAUGUCGGGUCUGAAAGUGCUGGUCCCGACAGAUGAACGGUUCGCCGAGAGCCGGCCAAGAAGCAGCUGACCAGCCGGUCGUUGUCAGGAACCAGGGCAGAGCCAAAAGCUGCUGUUUCCCAAAGACCCCUGCACACACCUUGGCUCACCUUUCCUUCUCCUUUGUCCGGACACAUCGCCCACCACUGGUAAACGUGUGCCGCGUCUUUCUCCUCGAUCCAGUCACAGGAUCCUUCUGUGGGACGGAGCAGCAGACAUUUAAUUUUGUCCCCAUUUCCAGCGCAAAGGAAAAUGAGAGCUCCGCCCUUCAUGCAGCCCAGUGGAGGGGUCAGCUGGACGCAUCUGACACAGCCUCACAGGAUGACUCGUUGCCUGGCAAACACUUUUAUUUAAUUAUUCAUUUGAUAUCCUGACCAUCUUUGCAAGCUGCUUUAUGAAAGGACAAAAGUACAUAAAAGAGGGUGGCUCCGGAUAAAAUCCUCACAACCCGUGUGACUUCCUAGGGUUCUUUUGGAGACGUAGCACCUCACCUGGCGAAACCAUCACCGGGUGUGUUGCAGGUCGUUGCAAGGAGCCUGAGUGAGGAGACAUCGCUUACAGAAGCAGGUUAAGGGCUAUAAUUUACAUGAGGUCAUUUCACAGGAGCAUUGUCUGGGAACACACGCCUUUCCACACCUCCCCGCCCAGACCUCGGACACCGUUGCUGAUUUUCCCAUUUCCCCGCAGUAUUUGCAGGAGCGCCGGUUUGUUGAGGACUGUGGGAGGGAAGCACGGGGGCGGGGCGGGGGUCCUUGGCGCAUUUCUGGGACCAGAGGGACACUCAGGCGUCCCGGUCUUUCUCAGCAGGGAGCCCCCAACUUCUCGCGGAGGGUCUCCCCAUCUGCUGGUUCUUUCUGGGGUGUAGUAACCAGGGGAAGAUAGGUUUUUGCAGUGGAUUUAUUUGACCAAACCUUCACUUUUCAUGCGAGGACUCGGAACAUGUUCUCCCUGGGACACACGGACUGCCCGGUCCGGUCAGUCCAUGCACUCACUUGGUCCUUCCCCAGUGACAUUGGUUUUCCACAGCUGAAGUCGUGUCCUGACAAGAUGCAGCGGAUGGAGGAAACCAAACAAAGCAUUAGAAGCAUUACCUACAAAGAUUUGGGAUUGUCCCUGAAAGGUGGGAGGUGCCACUGCUCACUCCCCAAGCCACUCGAAUUCCAGAACCAGACAUUCAGUGGCCACCGCCCCUCCCGCCCCCGUGGAGCCCCUGCUGGCUAAGCCUUCCCAAAUAGGGUCCACACAGGGCCUGUACCUCAGAGUUACGUAAACUGUGAUUGUGUUUUAGAGCAAUUCCUAUUCGCUAAAACCAAUUGAUUUUUUUUUGUAUAUGUGUAAAUGAUCACCAAAAUGGGUUUGUGAAGCGCCCUGUAUGCGGAGUUGCCCGCAGUGGAGUCUGCCUCUAAGUCCUCCCUGUGACUCUGUGUCUGGUGUCUUGUCUGUUGCGUCUGUUUUUGUGGAGAGACAGCGUCACGCCAACGGAGACACUCCUGUGUAGGGUAUUGUGGCUGCCGGUGUUUCUUUCAUUGUUUCUUUAGCCACUAGACGCCCUUCCCCAUGGUGGUGUUUGGUCUUCCUGUGCAUUUCAUGGACCUGGGUGGGGUCCCAGCAGAAGGUAUUGGAGCCCCUUUCACCAUGUUGCUGAGCACAUCUUUGUCUGGUUGAUACUUUGUACUGCAGACGUGAAAUGCUGCGGGUUCGUGUCGAUUUCUGAUACCAAAGACGAGUCGCAGUUUCUCCCUUUACUUGCCUGUGUGCAGCCUCAUGUAAUAUGGUGAGCGAGAGUGGUGUUUCACUUUGUAAUAUUUUGUAAAUAUGUCAAUAAAAUAAAUAGCUACCACCUGCAUUAAAUGGGUCUCUCCAGA